Molecule: messenger RNA, 1112 nt
Organism: Bradysia coprophila
Lineage: Eukaryota; Metazoa; Arthropoda; Insecta; Diptera; Sciaridae
Product: anionic trypsin-like
Source: RefSeq, a predicted model, not a curated record
AAACAUUAUCUCCAACACUCCAAUCAUACAAUCUUCUAUUAAUAACGGCUAUAAAAACCUCACCCUGAUUUAUCUCUGGCCAGUUUACUGCCGAUUUUCAAUCAACCAUAGCGACAACAAUGAAAUUCGCUCUGUCCUUAGUCUUGUGCCUGAUUGUUGCCGCUUCAGCUGAGCGCAUACGAUCACCGGAAUUUGUUAUACGCGACGGUUUCUUAGUACGAAAAGGUACUCCAGAAACGAGUGCCCUUCCAGUGCCUCGACUAGUUGGCGGCGGUGAUGCUGAACCAAAUAGUGCACCAUGGAUAAUUUCACUUCAGUGGGGUACAAUUCGACCAGGACACUUUUGCGGUGGUGCAUUGAUUGCUCCAAACUGGAUUCUAACAGCCGCUCAUUGUUCAUCGUCUUAUCCAAACUUUGGUAUCUCAACCGUUGUGAGCGGUCUACACAAUUUGAAUAAUUUCAUGGGAGAGGAGCAAAUCCGUCAAGUGAAUUUGAACCAAAUUUUUGCACAUGAAGAUUGGACCGGAUUUGUUGGGCCACAUGACGUCAGUCUUAUCUUAGUAUCGGAUCCAUUCGUAGAAGAUUUUAGUGUAAGACCAAUUGCUCUCCCAGCAGCUGAUGCACUUCCUACAGGAAACGUAAGAUUACAUGGAUGGGGCAGCACAUCAACUGGUUUCAUUCCAGUUUGGCCAACUAUUCUACAGACCGUUGAAAAGCCACUAAUCACAGUUGCACAAUGUUCACCGUUGUUCGAUGGUGUCGUAGUUGAUAACAAUAAUCUUUGCACUGGACCGCUUACUGGUGGCGCUUCGGCUUGUAGUGGCGAUUCGGGCUCUCCUCUCACACAAAACAAUGUACUCGUCGGCAUCUUUUCACACACCCAGGUUCCAUGCGGACAACCCAAUAGGCCGUCAGUCUAUGUUCGCGUAAGUGCAUACGUAUCGUGGAUCAACGAUAUCAUCGACGAUAACUAAGCGCAAACAGCAUCAAAGGUGAUAAAACGCCGGUCGUGCGUUCUAAGUGAAUAUUUAUUUUGAGAUAAUGUAAACACCGACUUGUCAUGAAUGUUGUUUUUACAAAAAUAAAAUUCUUUACACUUCAAACCUCUCCAA